Messenger RNA from Paramecium sonneborni, 1131 nucleotides. NCBI's taxonomy places the organism in Eukaryota, Ciliophora, Oligohymenophorea, Peniculida, Parameciidae. The record is from the annotation of a GenBank genome assembly.
AUGAUAAUUAAUAUAAUACUUAUAAAUGCCAUAUUAUAUUAGACAAGAUCUAUUAUUCUUUAAGGAGAUGAGUGUACUUGUGAGGAUUAUACAAUUUAAUAAUGUAACGAUUAUGCAAACUGUUAAGUCAAUGGAUUUAAUUGUGGAGAAUUAAUUUGUUAAAAUAGAAAUUAUGAAUAAUGUUAAGGUAAUAUAACUGACUAUAAAUGUGUAUGGGAUGAAUUAAUCUAAGCUUGUAUUGAUUAUAAUCAUAAGUGCGAAGAAAUUCCUGAAACAGAUUGCACAUAUAAUUAAUAAAAAUAAUAGAAUUGUCUUUAUGAUUUAGAUAAUUAGUUAUGUAAAGAUCUUUCUUGUAAAUUGAUUUCACAUUCAAGUUGUCCUCCUAAUUUAUGUUUUAAAGAUGCAUCAUCAUGCUCGGAUCCAAUUAAAAAUUUUGAUUGCUCUACUUUAUCAACGAGUAAAUGUGAUUUUGUUUAUACUGGAACUGGUUAAGUGUGUCAUUUAAAUAAUUCAGGAAUAUGCAAAUCAUAUAAUCUAUAUAAAUUAUAGUUUAGUUGUAGAGACUGGAGUGAUUCUAAAAAUGGAUGCAAAAAAAUUAGCAAUUGUAAAUUCGAUUAAACUCAAAAAGUGUGUCGAGAUCCAAAAUGUUUUGAGAUAAUAUAAUUUUAUUAACUGAAACUUUUUAUACAUUUAAAUUAAACCUCUCUAAAAGAUAAAGAUACAUGCAAUUCACCAAUUAAGAGAAAUGAUUAAUCUAAAAGUGUUGAAUUAUGCAAAUGGAAUGUAGAUUAUUGUUAAGAGCUUGGAUCAAGUGAUCUAUCAAAAUUAUCAGAGAGUCAGUGUACAGAAAAAUCUGCAAAUAAAUAUAUCUGGAAUCAAAUGCAUGUUAAAGAUGCAAAAAUGUAAUAAUUAUUGAAAAUCCUUGUGAUAAUUGUUGUGGUUAGGGAAUAACCAAAUGAGAUGAACUUAAAUUUGCUUAUCCUUCUUUAACAAAUUCAUUCCAAUUAUUAAACUCUAGUUAAUAACUUAGCAAUAUUUAUUCUAAUUUAACAAAAAUAUGUUGUAAAUGUCCUGAGAUAAAAAAUUUUAAUGAUAUUUAAUCAGCGUAUCCUAAGUUAAAAUGUUAAUUGA